GUAGUGGGUAUGGUAAUUUACAUGUGAACGCAACAUACCCUCAAAAAGGCAAUAAUAAUCUAGCAGUAAAUUACAACGAGAUUAACUUCACAUUUCAAGAACCAGUUUCGUUUGCAAAUGGCAAAUUGUAUAUUUAUCAAACAUCUAGUCAAGGCAAUGUUCUUCGACAAGAUCCAAAAACUUGUACUGAAUGUACCGUUUUGGGAAAUGUCGUCACCCUUAAUGUUUAUGAUUCUACUUUUGACGAAUCAGGUGGUGAAUAUUAUAUUCAAAUGGACAAUAAUUUGGUACAAAACUCAAUAUACAAUGAAGCUAUCUUGGGCAUCGACUCCUAUGUGUGGACUUUUCAGACAAAUGAUAUCCAAGGAUUAUUACGAUUAUCGAAAAAUGGGACUCAUCAUUUUCGAGAAUUUAGCAAUUCAGAAAAAUCCGAUUUUAUUACUACAUUAAUAAAUGAACUCACGGUUAGAAUUCCUGCCGAGAAUGAUAGAUUGAGCUCAAACGGAAAUUACCAAUUUGAAGAUUCUAGUAUACAAAACAUUCUUAUUUUACUUUCUAUUAAGCGGGCAAAAGGUGUUGACAAAAUGCUUAGCACACAAUUAGCGAAAAAUUUAAACCAAUUAAUAAUAAAUGGAGCACAUACGGGUAUAUCAACGGGAACUACUACAAUUUAUUUAGAUUAUAGUUACAGAUUUCAACAAUCCCAAAAACACGUAAGAAUCACCUUUGGUGACUUUAUCCUUGCUAUUAAGAAUGUCAAUACCAAUGCAACUAAGGCAGAAAAGACUGAAAUGAACAUUGCCUUAUUUAAUUUAAAGAGCUUUUGCACUGAUAUUAUCAAAAAAAAACAAUGA
Messenger RNA from Racocetra persica, 854 nucleotides. The record is from the annotation of a GenBank genome assembly. Lineage: Eukaryota; Fungi; Glomeromycota; Glomeromycetes; Diversisporales; Gigasporaceae.